GAGUUGGUCAGAGAUAAUCUACUAUAUAUGUUCCUAAGUCAGACACUCAACAAUAUCACUUGAGGGAUUUCUGAGAAAACCUCUCACUCCUUCAACAUGAAUGACCAAGACAUUUCUAGUUCUUUAAUGCAGUCCCCUCUGAUCGCAACUCAUGAAAACAUUGUUGAAUAUGACGCAAAUCAGGGCAGGAAAUGUUAUCUAGAAGCAGAGACAAUCACAGAACUGAAGAGGCAAAUGAGCUUGGCGGGGCCUCUAAUCGCUGUUAGUUUCUUUCAGUAUAGUUUACAGAUGAUAUCGGUGAUGUUCGUUGGCCAUCUUGGUGAGCUUUCUCUUGCAAGUGCUUCAAUGGCCACUUCCUUUGCUGGAGUUACCGGUUUCAGUUUCCUGCAGGGAAUGGGAAGUGCACUUGAAACAUUCAGUGGACAAGCCUAUGGAGCACGACAAUAUCAUAUGCUUGGUGUACAUACGCAGAGAGCUAUGCUUGUUCUUGCACUAAUGAGCAUUCCUAUAUCAUUUUUUUGGCUUUAUUCAGGACAUAUUUUCUUGAUAUUUGGACAAGACCCGGAAAUUUCAAUGCUUGCAGAGAUUUAUGCCCUGUGGUUGAUCCCUAGCAUUCUUCCUUAUGGUCUGCUCCAAUGCCAAGUCAGAUUCUUACAAGCCCAAAACAUAGUACUCCCUUUAUUGAUCGGUGCAGGAAUUACUAGUUUGAUGCAUAUUCCUGUAUGCUGGACAUUAAUCUUAAAACUCGGGUUUGGUAAUAAAGGGGCUGCCCUGUCUAUAGCCAUCUCUUAUUGGAUCAACGUGUUUAUUUUGGCAAUUUAUAUUAAGCUGUCUCCUACAUGUGAGAAGACUUGGACAGGUUUCUCCAAGGAGGGCAAGGAAAAUCUUCUUGAUUUCGUUAAGUUAGGAAUACCUUCAGCUCUUAUGAUCUGUGUGGAGUUCUGGUCAUACGAGUCACUGGUACUAAUGUCAGGUCUUCUUCCCAAUCCGAAGCUAGAAACUUCGAUGAUGUCAAUCAGCCUUAACACAAGUUCAUUGGUAUUCAGAAUUCCCGUCGGUUUAGGCAGUGCUAUAAGCACGAGAGUCUCAAAUGAAUUAGGCGCCGGAAAACCUCAAUCUGCACGCCUAGCAGUGCAGAUAGUAAUCUGCUUGGCAGUAAUAGAGAGUGUCCUUUUAAGCUUAAUUGCAGUUGCAGUCCGAGACAUAUGGGGUUACCUGUACACGAACGAAUUGGAAAUCGUCAGGUACUUAGCAUCUAUAAUGCCAAUACUUGCGAUAUCCAAUUUUAUGGACGGAAUCCAGGGCGUCCUCUCAGGAAUAGCAAGAGGGUGCGGCUGGCAAGACAUUGGAGCAUAUGUAAAUUUAGGAGCUUAUUACCUUGUCGGCAUUCCUUGUGCUUUAAUCCUGACUUUUAUCUUCCAAUUUGGAGGAAAGGGACUUUGGAUGGGAAUCAUUUCUGGGAGUUCUCUACAAGCACUUUUACUUUUAGUCAUUACCAUGCGCACAAAUUGGGAAAGACAACUUUUUCUUUCCACAGGCAAAAAGGGCCAGGGAUGGAGUGAAUGCUUCCAGCAUGCCCAAAGAUAUUGGGGUUACAACUACUUUAUUAGAUAACUCUUGUUAAAUAGAAUUAUUUCCGCUUGUUAUUUCUGACAAGUGAUAUUGGUGAGUUAGUUAUUAGCUGAAUUAGUGUUGAUUGAAAUCAAAAUAGACUUCACAGGUAAAAGACAUUAUUCAAUUAGUCGAUUCACUGUAGUGAGUCAUUGAUAUUUUAGUAGCUACAAGACAUAAGGUCGGUUUCAACGUUAAGAUAGUAAGAUGGUAUAUACAUUACAUGCUGCAAAAUGGUGAGUAAUACACUGAAAACAGAAGUUUCAAGAAAAUAAAGAGGUGUAAGAGUGUAACUGUUUUCUCCUUUGUCAGAUUGUUAGACAUUUUCUGAUUCUAUAAUCUGAGUUUCAA
Molecule: messenger RNA, 1962 nt
Organism: Ricinus communis (castor bean)
Lineage: Eukaryota; Viridiplantae; Streptophyta; Magnoliopsida; Malpighiales; Euphorbiaceae
Product: protein DETOXIFICATION 16
Exons: 8
Coding region: 97-1614 (505 amino acids)
Biological process (GO): xenobiotic detoxification by transmembrane export across the plasma membrane
Cellular component (GO): membrane
Molecular function (GO): xenobiotic transmembrane transporter activity; antiporter activity
Source: RefSeq, a predicted model, not a curated record